GCGCGCGGGUUGCCAUAGCGACGGGGACGCCGCUCGGCCGGGCCGGGCUGUGCGGCGCCGGGAGGAGAGCGGGCACCGGGGCCAGGAGAGGCAAAACCGCCGCUCCGACGUCGAGCCGGGAAAGCUUUAAACAAUGAGUCAGGCUGAUGAAGAAAGUGCCACUGACACAGAGCUGGCAACUGAGAAUGAGUCACCUACCUCUGCACUGAUUGCAGCAGCUCCUAGCCAGGAGGAGGGACCCACUGACCUGACAGCAAGUCCUGCAUUUCAGUGUUUAGAUGAGCUAUUUUCUGCUGGAAAAAUCACAGACACCAGAGUAGCUGAGCUGAAGGAACAGUACACCCUGCUGCAUGAGGCUGUGAUAAGUUUACAGGAAUCUGAGACCCAGCUGUUGCAGGAAGCUGAACGCCUGAGUGCAGAACUGGAACAGCAAUGUGAACUGGAAAAAGCAGAACAGCUCCCUGAAGAAGCUCCCAGUGAAGCUUUCCAAAUAAGGCAGCAGCUUUUCAGCUGCCGAAGUGAAUACAGUGCUACUAAAGGAAGAGUGUAUGAAAAUCGCUUGAAGAUAGAGUGUUUGCGAGAAGAAAAAAAGCUUCUGGAAAAUGAAUAUGAAAGAAUGUCAAAAGAAAAGAAAGAUGAUAAACUUCAACAGUUGAAAGAAAAUUGUGAUGAGCUCAGCAAAGAAGUAAUCCAGAGGAAAGCAGAAAUUGAUUCAAUAAAAGAAGCUGUUUCAUCCAAAGAAAAGAUGAUAUUAACAGAUGAGGAAGAAAUGAAAAGACUCCAGGAGAUGCAGACUUAUCUAAAAGCUGAGCUAGUUAGGCUCCUUGGUGUUCCAAAGCAACUUGCAAAAGAAACUGAGAAGUUGAAUCAGAAAAAAAUUGAUGCAGAGAAGAAGAAUGAAGCCCUUAAUGACCAAAUAGAAGAAUUGAAUAGAACACUGAAAGCCACUGAAAAAAGGACUGCAGAGAUUUUGCAAGAAAAAAAAGAUGUAAUGAAGGAAAUGGAUGAGAGACAAACUUUGAUGCAAAAGAAUGAACGAGAAUGCAUUAAUUUGACAAAAUUACUAGAAAUUAAUGCAGAGAAGGAAUUAGCCAUCCUAUCAGACAGACAAAUUCUGGAAAAUAAUUUAAAUAAAUGUGUCUUGGAGCACAAAAAUCAGCAAGAUAUUCUCAGUCACCAUCAAACACAGAAAGAUAAGGAACUGAAAAGUUUAAAAAAGAUAGAGUUACAGCUGAAAGAGAUGUGGGAUUGCUUGGAAGGAGAUAAGGCAAAGCAUAAAAGACUCAAAUCAGAGGCAGAAAUUAACUCAAAAAACAAUGCAGUAUUAUUAGAAAGACGACAAGAACUGCAGGACGAGAUUGAAACGCUCAAGAGAGAUUUAGCUGAACAGGAAAUGAUAUCAGAUAUGGAUGCCCGCAUGUUAGAAGAAUGCAUUGCUGCAGAACAAUUGCUUUUCAAAGAGCAGGAAAAAAGCAGAAAUGAAUUAUCCACACUUACACGUCUGACUUGGCUCAGAGCUGAUGAGAAGCAACUGAAAUGCAGGGAUGUUCAGAAAACCAAGAUUCAACUCCAAAGUCUUGUUAAAGAACUAAAAAGACUGGAUCGUGAACUAGUCAUCUGUAAAAAGAUGCAAAGAGAAAACCAAAAAGAACUCCAAGGAUUUAUUAGGAUGUAUGAUCUUAUACUAAUUGAAAAGGAUAAAUGUAUAGAUUUGAUGCGUAUUGCUCAGUGCAAAGCAAAAGAAGUUGAAAACAGGGUAAAACUGCUGGAAAAUAAUAUAGAAAAUUUAAGAGAUGCUGUUAUGACCAGAGAAAGAAAAUUGCAGGAGGACUAUCUGAAGAUUAAAAAGAAUGAGAGAAUGAAAGAGUUGAUCCAAAAGGAUUAUGAGAAAGUUGAACAAGAGAUGCUAGAGAAUAAAGAAAAGGAAAAGUAUUUGCAUGUUGACAGACUUACCGCUGCAGCCAGAUGCAUUGAAGAGGAAAUUUCACAGCUACGCAAAAAUUAUGAAAGGGCUAUUGAGCAACGAAAUGAGAGUGAUCUUUUGCUCAGAGAACGAGAAGAAGAACUAGGCUUUUUGUAUAAAAAAAUAAACAGGCAAGAGGCGUUGUGUAGCAAUGGAGAUACUAAGAUGCAAGUUAUGGAUGAAAAGAUCAGCUUUCUGAAGCUGAAGUUAGUUGAGAAAAAAAGAGAGGUUAAAUUGUGUUUUAAAGAGCUUACAGUGAAGAAUGCCCUGGAUGCACAUCUGGCGAAACUUCGGAUACAGUAUUCCCAGUGUAGGGACAAGAUUAAAAGGCUGGAGGAAAACUAUGGUGAUGCCACAAAUGAGAGCAGAAAGCAAGAAAUGGGAGGAAAGGACCCAUCUCCAGCCGAGCUGCUAAAAAGGAUUGAAAAGAUAGAGGCAGAGCUGGUGCAGAAGGAGCAGAGGCUGCUGAAGAUAGAUUUCCUCUGCGAGAACGUUUCCGACCUGACGGACAGAAUGCGCGCUGUGGUGGAGAGCGGCAAGCAGGACAUGCUGCUGUUCGCCAGGAGGACCAACGAUCUGCAGAGGAAGAUAAAUCACAAAACCCAGGAGAUAAGGGCUCUUUUUGCAGAGUUAUCCAUGAAGCAAGCACUUGCCAUUAAACUCCGGCAGGAAAUCAGAGACAAAGAACAAUUUAUUAUGACUGCUUCAUUGAUGAUAAGUCAAGGCCUUCCCCCUCCUAAAGCAGAAAAGGACCAGUGGGAGAUCCUAGACAAUGAGAAGAUACAAAAAGCAGCAGCUGAAGCCAGAGCUAAAGAGCCUGCAGAGGAGACACAAGCUGCACUGCCCAGUCACGACCCCACUAUCCCCAAAGAGGAGGAGGAGGAGGAGGAGGAGGAGGAGGAGGAGGAGGAGGAGGAGGAGGGACUCCCACUGCUGCAGCCUCACGUGGCUCCCUCCAGACCAAGUGAGCCCCAUCCAAGUCCAAGACAUUUCAAAAAGCCUCCUGACAAGCCAUCUGAAAUCUGAACAGACAGCACCCGAAGCAGGAGAGACCAUUACCAGCUGCUGGAUCACAAGAGUCAGCAGCGUUUGCACUGCACUGAAGGAAGAUCUGUUGGUGUUCAGCCAAAUUUCAUGCAAAAAUGAAGUAUUUGUUCAUGCCAAAAGCACAGCUAACUGGUCAGAGACCCAGAAUCCUUUCUCCUGGUAUCCCAAAUAGAGUGCAGCAUUUCCAAGUGCCAAAAAAAGUGAGUCAUCCUCAUGCUGUAUUUACUUUUUUUUCCAGGUGAAGUUUUAUUGUAUCUGAAGGUAUGUUAAAAUACAUUCAUUAAAAAGAAAAGGCUAGAAAAUCUUCUCCUAUUAUUAUAUAAUACAAAGUGGCCAUCACUUAUAGCCACACACCAACAUGGCUUUCUGCAGUCUGGGACUGGAAGUUACACUUGCCAGAGAAAUUCUAAUUAUAUUAAGAAAAAUAUUUCUUCUCACUAUGCAGUCACUAAGAAAGCUAAAGCUUCACUGCUGGCAGUGACAAAGGAGUGACCAUGAACUUGCCAAGUCACUCCCAGGAACUGGAUCUUUUUAUUGCACUGGUAAGGAACAGGGAGCAUCAAAGCAGCCCACUCAGAGAGAAUAUCAGAGGUUGUUUCAAAAACCUCCCAAAUAUAUCAAUUAUUAAUGAGUUUCUCUAGUUUAAUAGUCUGGAAUUUUGUAAAGUUUUUAAAAAUCCAAUAAAGGCUGCAGAAAUCCUGCAUGGCACAACUUGGCAAUUUUCUCUGUGUAGCAAAUUGCUAUUACUAUUUGAAAUUAAUGUUACAGUUCAGAACUUAAAACAAAAGAGCAAACAAUAUUGGUUCAGUUACAUACAAACAGAAGGUGAAAACAAAGGAAAAACAGCCUGCUUAAUUUAUUUCUGAAGCUGAAGUUUGAACUGUAACACUAGAAGUUGUAAGAAAGGAUUAUGUAAAACUCUGUCCAUGCCACUGUUAAGAUCAAUUUCUAAAGCUUUUUUCUUAUCCUAUAUUACUUACAAUAUAUUAUACAUAUCUUCAAAAAACAACAAAAAAACCUCAAACAAACCCCCAACAAAAUCUGUCACAUGCACUUUAAGGAGAUUAUAUUUUGUGCUAAUUACAAAACUGAAAAUAUUAAAAUGCAGCUCCAGAAGCAGAAGUACCAUAAGAUAACUGAUACCACCAGAAGGAAUGACUGUCUCUUUACUCAUGCAUGACAUAAAAAGUCAUCUGUUAUUCUUACCUGCUUUACACAAUCACACCAAGAAAUCCUUUUAUUAAUUCAAGUAAACAGUUACUAGUUCUUGUAACCCUGCAACUGGGCUGCCUUUUCCAGCAUUGUCUUGUUAAAAUAAGUGACAUUUAUACCAAUUUUCACAGCAUGUUUUGACACUGUUGUUCCACUUCCUUGACCACUUCAAAAUGAACCCACGGAUAUAUUUCAAACCUAGGGUUAUGUCAAAUGCAUUUCUCUAGGAUUUAUCUAGAAGUCAAUUAUUUCACCCUCAGUUUGUUGGACCAAACACUGUUUUAGUAGCUCAUGUCAGUACUGGUGACUACCCAAAACUGCAGGUUAUUUGGGAAACAACAUUGCAUUUAAAUAAAUACUUUUACAGAGGCA
This is a messenger RNA of Passer domesticus (house sparrow), 4594 nucleotides long. It is a transcript of the gene CCDC146, whose product is annotated as coiled-coil domain containing 146. The coding region runs from base 134 to 2989 and encodes 951 amino acids. The record is from RefSeq and is a predicted model, not a curated record. NCBI's taxonomy places the organism in Eukaryota, Metazoa, Chordata, Aves, Passeriformes, Passeridae. Gene Ontology annotation, cellular component: cytoskeleton. The transcript is spliced from 19 exons.